AAGUUGCUUAGCAAAGUUUGUAACAAGAUGGCGCUGUUAUCUUCUGCUUGAAUAGCAAUCCCGCAGAGAAAAUUGUAAGAGACAAUUCGUUACGCGGUGAUGGCUAAAAUCCCAGUUUCCUCUGAAGUGAGACGUUUCAGCGAAGGGAAGUAUGGAAGCCGGCCUCAAUCACGUGCUGGUAACAGACCUCCCAGUAGCAGAUCUGUAGACAGUCCCUUACCGGCGUAUACAAACGAUAAGACACAGGCAGCCCAACACAGAACUAAUAUAAUACAAAGUCAACCUCAUGUCAGAGGUAGUUUGUUACGUCGUCAUACUUCAGAGGACAUUUCACAUGGACAUGAGUUUUCAUUAGGUCAUGCAUCAUUUGUUCCACGACCUCCUUCAAGGACCUCUUCAGAAAAAUUAGAAUGUCGACCUAAGUCAGCUAAGGGACGAUUACGCCCCAGAUCUGGACUCAAAAAGGAGAGUAUAGCUUCAAGAGAGAACUUUCAGGUUGUUGGAGAGCAAGCAUCUUUCCCGACACCACUGAGAUCACAAUCAUCAUUUUCAAAGUACAAGCCACUUCCAUCAAUUGGUUCAGGUCAGAAAGUUGAGUCAGACUCAAACAAAUCACAACUUGUUCUGGAAAAGACAUUUGAUAAUAGGGAUGAUAGUGUUUUGCUACAGAAGACAGCUACUCUUUCAUUAGAAAAUUCACUUCCCAAUGAACCAGAUGAUUCAGAACCUGGAAGAAUUCAUCUGGCUAUAAAGUUAUUAGAUGGAUCACGUCAUGAAAGAUGGUUCAGAAACACUGAGACACUUGGCACAGUGCUGGCCUUUGCUCAGUCAUGUAGUGAAGUUAGACUCCCUCUUUGCCAGUUCUUUACCAAUGAGGUACCACGACAGGUUUUUAAUAACUUUGAUGUCAGUCUGACACAAGCUGGUAUAAAUUCAAGAACAGUUCUUCACCUGGAAGACAUAUAAGCAUAACUAAGUGCAUUUUAUAAAGUACUGGCUUGCAAUACAACCUUUUGAAAUUACCAUAUUUUGGAUAAAAGGUGCUUAUGUGGGAAAAUGACAGAAGCACAGUGGCAAAGAAGGUAUGAUACAGGUCUACACACCACAUGAGUAGGAAGGCAAGUACCAUCAUGUACUGUUCAUGAAAUUUUAUCAAGAUUUACAAAUGCAAAUUGUAAAUGAAUGUCAGCCAAGGGGAAGAAGCAUUGAUUUCUUAAUUGGACUAACUUGAAAGGCAGGAAAGUGUGAAAUAUUACUGCAGAAGUCUAAAAUAUCUCCUUCUGCAACUGAUCAAUCAUGACAAUUGAUCAAUCAUUGGGAUUGGCAAAACGGAAGUGGCAACAGUCAUGGUAUUGUGUAGAUUUAUUUAAAAUCAAUAAAAAAAAAUUCUUUUAAGAUAAUGUGUCAAUCAAUUCGAAGCUUCACAUCCCCCUAGGCAACCCACUCCCCGGGCAUCCCUCCUGGCAUUAAAACUUUUGCAUAUUGGUUUGUUCAAAUUCCACCCCCCCCCCCCCCACACAGCAAAGAUUAUGUUCAAAUGCCCUACCCAAAUUUGUUGUAAAAGGCAAAUUCAGCAAUGAUGACUUUUUACACCUCGACUAAGCUUUUAAUCCUAGACUUUGUAGACCUUUCAUUCUGAGCCAUUAACUUGUAAAUGCCUCAAACACCUCCAUAUUUACAGAUAUAACACUUGUACUCUGCUGGAAUGAGUUGACACUUGCUUUUCAAAUUUCCAACCCUCCUAGGUUCAAAUUCCUCACCCCUGAGCACAAACUUUGGUCAAAUGCUUGUGGGGGGAUGUUGAAGCUUCAAAUUGAUCACAGGGCUAUAGUGUCUUAAGUUAUUUAGUAGUUCUAAAUCAAAUUAUUAUAUUUGUGACAAGUUGGUGUUGUAUUUUCUUGUUGGUAAGAUCUCUUUUUGUGCAGAAGCAAUUGAGGUCAAAUUCUGUUGAUAAUUGGUUUGAGUGAUAUUUAUUUGAUUUUAUAAGUUAUGAAAUUCUUACAAAAUCAAAUUAUGGCUAUGCCAUCUGAGGUUCAGUCAACAAGGCUCAAAAUUUCAGAAUUUCUGAGGAGAAAUAAUUUUUCAUUAUGAGCUCUAAGUAUCAUUCAGAAUAAUCAUUAUUUUUACAUUUUGCAAGGAAUUAUGAGUCAGUAUUUAACCUAUGACUCCCAUGACAGACCAAGACAGAAUUUCUCCUCCUAAUAUCACUACAAUAUUAAGCAGACAAGUGAUGAGAAUAUAGGAAAUGUAACUUACAGGAUUAUUAGUUGAUUAUAUACCAAAUUCUCUAAACCAUUAUUUUAAGAAUGGUAAGGCAGACAGUUAGGAGAACUACUUAUGAGAUCUUGAGGUUAAGGGUAAAGUAGUGCACUUUGUGUUCUUUGUAUAGGGGGACAAAACAAGAACUGAAUAUUUAUACUUUGUAAAUAGAAUGUGAGAGAUGGUAAGUUUUGAGCUGGUAAAGGAAUAGAGAGAGAUGUUUUUGUUGUACCAUGCUCGUGACAAGACUAUGAAAUUUUAUAUAUAAUCAUGUUAUUUAUUCCAUCAAACAAUUUGUUCUGUUUGUGCCUGAUUACUUCCCAUGCUUCCUGUGGCUGCAAAAAUGCAUGUUAUUUGUCAGAGGACAGUAAUAAUCUUUUCAUUCUUUCAGAAAAGUGUUUGCUUUUCAGAUUAGACAGUGUGUGUAGAGAUAUUAUUGAAGCCUAUAAUCCAUCAAAUAUUUUUGCUAAUUUUUUUUGGUCUAAAAGCAUCAUGUGAUCAAAUAUGCCCUAGCUAAAACUGGGGAAUAUCUGGUGAUAUACCCCAAGUGAUAUUUACCAAUUUUCAAACUUUAUGUCCAAUAUGAUAAAGGUCUUCAUACAAAAUUCAAUCAAUAUAGAAGAUUGUUUAGCUGUUAUUAAAGUAGAAAGGACAUGCCUGGUUGUUCAUUAAGUCAUGCCAGAGAACACAGAGAAGAAAAAGUAACAUGCAACAAACAGUGUGGUUGUUUGUAAACAUUUUUCUAGUGCAUUGCAAAAAUAUUUGAUGGGUAAUAAACACAGAAGCCAUCAUUUGGAGCAAAAAUUUUGCGCUUGUAUUUGUUGUUGGAAGUUAUCUGUUCAUUGAAGUUUGUAAUUUUUUUUUGGCUUUGCUAUCCGGAAACUGUUUGCAUUUUAGAACAGAUCAUGUCUGCUGACAAAUAUCUGUUGAUAUAUUAGCACUGAGUGGAGGCUGUUGUUUAUAAAUUGUUUUGUCUAUAUACUUUUUUUUUUCAGGACCAAGUGUAGGAUAUUGUCUAAGUCUCUCUGAAAUAUUCUUUUUGCAUUAAAUUUUGUAAAUACCAACAGAAAUACCCUUAAUUUAUUGGUUAACAGAAAAUUCAGUUUAAUUUAUUCAGUUGAGUAGCAAAU
Pocillopora verrucosa is the source of this 3389-nucleotide messenger RNA. RefSeq names its product UBX domain-containing protein 10-like. NCBI's taxonomy places the organism in Eukaryota, Metazoa, Cnidaria, Anthozoa, Scleractinia, Pocilloporidae. Gene Ontology annotation, cellular component: endoplasmic reticulum. The record is from RefSeq and is a predicted model, not a curated record. Gene Ontology annotation, molecular function: ubiquitin binding.